AUGGGAGUGCAGGGCUUUCAGGAGUAUUUGGAAAAGCGGUGCCCGGGUGCCUCGGUUCCGGUAGAUCUCCUCAAACUGGGCCGUACUGCGAACCGAAAUCCUCCACACCACCACCACCAUCAUCCCCAUCCCCACCAUCAUCCUCAUCACCCAAACGCGCUGCCCGCUCCUCCUCCGCCGCCGGCGCGCAUCCUCGUGGACGCAGACUCGGGCCUGCAGCGCCUCUACGGCGGAUACCAGACCGACUGGGUGUGCGGCGGCGAGUGGAACGCCAUGCUCGGCUACUUGGCGGCGCUGUCGCAGGCCUGCCUGUACCAGGGCGGCCUCGAGCUCGUAGUCGCAUUCAAUGGCACGCUGGGCAAAGAGCGCUGGCCCGAGUGGGCGCGCCGAGCACAGGCCCACAGACAGACGGCGCAGCUCAUCGUCAACCACGUGGGCAGCAAAGGCACACCGCCCCCACGCGCCUGGUUCCUGCCGCCCGCCUGCCUCAGCCACUGCGUCCGCCUCGCCAUGUUCCGCUUCCGCGUGCGGGUGGUUCAGACCCUAGAGGACCACCACCAGGAGGUGCUAUCUCUGUACAGAGACUUUGGAUUUCAGGGCCUGAUUGCACAGGACUCAGAGUUCGCUCUAUGCAAUGUCCCGGCCUAUUUCAGCUCUCAUGCGCUCAAGCUCUCCUGGAAUGGCAAGAAUCUGACCACUCACCAGUACCUGCUGUCUGAGGCUGCCCGCCAGCUGGGUCUCAAAACCCAGCACCUGCCCAUCUUUGCUGCCCUGCUUGGUAACCACAUUCUGCCAGAUGAAGAUCUGGCUGCCUUUCAUUGGAGUCUCUUGGGUCCAGAGCACCCUCUUGCCUCCCUCAAGGUAAGGGCUCACCAGUUAGUUCUCCCUCCCUGUGAGGUUGUGAUUAAGGCUGUGUCAGAGUACGUUGCAUCUAUUCAGGACCUUGGGAACCUGGAUGCUGUGGCCAGAGAUGUAUUCAAACAGUCUCAGUCUCGGACCGAAGAUAAAAUCGAAAGAUUUAAGAAGGCAGUGGAAUACUUUUCAGCGGCCAGUAAACCCAGACCUCUUACCAUGGGACCUUCUCCUUACCUCUAUCCUCUCUUCUUGGAUUUAUUCACAGUGCCAGGUUUUGGGCCUUGUCAGUUUGGUGGUCCUCCAGGCCACAUGGGUGCAGUACAGCCUGGGAAAGCCCAGGUUGGUCCACCCCAGGUGUCAGGUGUUAAGGUGCCUUAUCCCGGUGGGCCCUACGGCCCCGGCCCAACCUCUGCCCUUCUGUUCCAGAACCCACCUCCACCACUGCAGGAAUGCAAUGAUUCUCUUGUUGGGAAAAUAGGUUUUGGUGAUUGGUCCGCUCCUUAUGAUUCCAGUCAAGUUGGGAACCGAAUGCCCAAUCACCACACAGCUGCUCCUUCGGGCCCUUCCCCAUCACCGUCGUCGUCUUCAGAUGGGGAGGAGCAAAAUGACACCAGCACUAAUCAUUUGGCUGAUAAGUCCUCUAGAUGGGAAGAGCCCAGUGGCCGUGGGGGUGGCGCCUCCGGGGAGGGUCCCCAAGGCAACGGGAGUGGGCCAUCUAUUCCGUCACUGCUGUCCAUGGCAACCCGGAGUCACAUGGACAUUACGACCCCACCCCUUCCACAGGUCAGCGCUGAGGUGCUACGAGUGGCUGAGCACAGACACAGAAGAGGUCUCAUGUACCCACAGAUAUACCACAUCCUCACCAAGGGGGAGAUGAAGAUGCCAGUGUGUAUAGAGGAUGAGUGCAACCCUGACCUGCCUCCUGCCUCUUUGCUGUUCCGCUCAGCACGGCAGUAUGCCUAUGGCGUGCUGUUUAGCCUGGCUGAGACCCAGCGGAGACUGGAAAGGAUGGCCAUGCGCAAGCGCACGCCACUAGAGGUGCCCCCAGUGAUAGUUAAGGAGUGGUGUGCCAGUAAGGCCAAGUCGGCCUUGACCCCCGAGCUGGUUCCAGCUAUGUGUUUCCGUGAGUGGACCUGUCCUAAUCUGAGGCGUCUGUGGCUCGGCCGUGCCUCCGAGGACCGCAGUCGACGCACACGAGCCUUCUUGGCUUGCAUGAGAUCAGACUGCCCUGCCCUACUUAACCCGUCCUGCGUGCCAUCACACCUGCUGCUCAUGUGCUGCGUACUCAGGUAUAUGAUGCAGUGGCCAGGUGGCCGCAUACUCCAACGCCAUGAGCUUGAUGCCUUUUUGGCUCAAGCGGUGUCCAACCAGCUCUAUGAGCCUGAUCAACUGCAGGAACUCAAGGUGGAGAAAGUGGAUAACCGUGGUGUGCAGCUGGCCUCUCUCUUUAUGAGCGGCGUGGACACUGCUCUAUUUGUGAACGAUGUGUGUGGCCAGCCUCUCCCUUGGGAUCACUGCUGCCCCUGGGGCUUCUUCGAUGGCAAGCUGUUUCAGAGCAAACUUGCAAAGGCUACCAGAGACAGGGCUGCUCUGCUGGACAUGUGUGAAGGCCAGGAGGAGCUGGUGUCCCGAGUCGAGAAGAUGAGGCAGGCUAUUUUGGAAGGCAUCAACCUCUCUCGGCCUCCACCACCACCCCCACCUUUGCCACCCCCAGCUUUCCUUCCCCCUGCCAUGGUGCCACCUUUCUACCCUAUGCACCCACUGUAUCCGCCUCGACCCUUGGGUUCUAUGCCUCCUCCGCACCACCAGCACCGACCAAGAGCUUUCCCAGGUAUCCAGUCUAUACCUCCUCAAGGGGGGAAGCUAGAGAUUGCUGGCAUGGUUGUUGGCCAGUGGGCUGGAAACAAACCGGUGCGUGGCAGAGGAGGGUUUAACGUACAAGUGGUAUCAGUGGGAGGAGGCAAGGGAAGGGGUAAAGAAGUGAUACCAAAAGGAAGGGGAGGAAAGAAAAUUACCACAAAUCGAACACAGAAUCUUUCCUCCUCACCUCCCUCAUCCAGCCCCCCAAAGCUGGCAGAGGAGCCCAAAACAGUGGGACGGCCUACUGAGAGAGCCGGCGUCGUAUCCCAGCAACUGAACGGCAGCUCUUCAGGAAGCACCACUGGCCAACCUGUUGACCUGCCACCACUGGCCCAGCCAAUCCAGUGUGCCUUAGCCAGCAAAGACAACCAAUCAGGAGAUGGGGUGGAGGUAGAGGCCCCAUGUUGCCUUGACGACUGCUCGUCAGAUGGUGCACUACAAAAAGAGGAGUAAUUACAUCCCAUAGUUUAACGAGAACGAUUGAGUGGAGAGGGAAUGUUCCAAGUUCGACUGCCUUUUUUUCCUUGUAAAACAUAAUUAGGCACAGUAGCCACUUCGUGUUGUCAUAAAAAAUAAUUUAUGAUGUUACAGAUGCUGGAAACUAGAGAUGGACAGUGUGAGAAGGGGUGUGGUCUAUGUCACCUUAUAACAGUAGGUUCUGAUUUGAAACUGAGCAAAGUUAAAAAAUCACAACCACUUGAUUGCACAUUGCACUGAAUCUUUUGGAUUCUGGACCUCAGCCUUUCCACUGCCCCAUCAGGGUUGUAGCAUUGUGACGAGCUCUCAGUCUUUUCACCUUUCUAACUUUUUUUUUUUUUUUUAAACAAUUUAGAUUGUUGGUUAUAUUUGUACUAUUGUCCAAGUAUGGCGACAUUUGGCCCCUUUCACCCAAAUAUAUUCUAAUUAAAUCUACACUUAUAGCCAGUACAUUGUAAGAGCAGCAUACUUAGCUUAAUUAGACCCAAAGCGUUUUUGUUUUUAAUUUUUGACUUAUUUCCAGAGAAGACCUUGUCAGCUGAACCAUGAGCCAUCAUGCAGAUUUAGUGCACCAUGGCUUUCCCCCUCCAUCUAUAUACAAAACAUUUAAUUGUUGGCAUGAGCUUUGUAUUUACUAUCUGUUAAGUAGCAAAGAACUAUUGCGUUGACAUUUUCACAUUUCUUAUAUGCAUCUAAAAUGCAUAGGUGUAGAUAUACAUCCCUUCCUCUUUGUUUUCUUUUUUCCCUUUCUCCACAUAUUUGGUGAUUUAUCAGCAAACAUUGUUGUAGUUUUUGGUAAUUUGAUCGCAGUAGAUGUCAAAACCUGCACGUUUCUUUUUUAUUUUUAAUGAUAUUCUUAUAAAUGAAUUCAUAGUACUUAAGCAGAAGCCCUUUUGCUAGUUGUAUCGCUGUAUUAUGCAGGCAAGGCAAAUAUCGAAUUAGGACCCUGUUUAGAGUUAAUAAAUUGUCCCUGCAUACAGUGAGAGACUCCAGUGCCGUCGUAGGUUAGCGUCCAAGGGACUGUCCCGACAAAUAGUGAUACGGCUUCCAGUGAAUUUAAAGCUGCUCGAUUGUGAGAAUAGCAUCAGUUUCUACUCAUUAUUAGGCAAUAGCACGGUUUGUUUGAAUCCCUUUAAGGGGAUUGUCAUAUUUUGUGUUUUUAUAACAGUACACUUUGAAAAUUAAGUUUGUUUUGCAGCAUACAAUAAGGGUCCAAAAAAUCCUGAUUUUUUUGUUGCAGAAAAAUGGCUUCGUGUCACGAUGAUGAUGACGAACUCUCAGUUGUUUAUUCGUUUUCAGUCAUCCAGAUUCUGCUGAGAGGUAUGAUGUAAAAAUAAAACAAAGUACAUUAGAUGUGAGGCUGCUGAUUUUGCCAGUCAGGGAUGGUAUUGCUUUGCUGUCUCUUCUUUCAGUAGCUUUUUCAUACAGCAAUACUGAAUUAUUUUUUUAAUGUUUCCAACAUCACCUAUUCAGUCAACACUUGUGAUCCUCAUCGACAGAGCUGCUAAAUAGGGUCAUCAAUUUUUAUUUUAAUUUUUUUUUUUUUUUAAAGCACCUUAUGCCCCGAGAUAUAGCUAUUGAUAUGCAAACCCCAGCACUAAACCGUAAAGGAAACGCCCCCUGGAAUGGAUUGUAAACCCAACUUAAAGCACUUACAUUAUUUAUGUACAAUUAUAGAACUGCAGUCCUUAGUCUACGUAAGACCAAGAAACUGGACAUAAAGAAGUCAAACUCCCAAAUUUGCAAGACAAUUGGGUGGAAAAUCCCACACCGUUCCAUUACGUUAACACAUGGUGUUCUGUUUCUGUGACGUUAAACCCGUACGUGUCGUUUCUACGAUUGACCAUGAACCUUGUGCACUUUUCAGAGAGCAUUUUAUCGGGGUGGGGGUGGGGGGGUAGAUGGGUCUAAAGUAGUCUGUUCGACACGAAAAUCUUGCGGCUUGGAAACUCGACUUUACACCUUCACAUGAAGGGAGUGCUCCUUCGGGAACUUUUUUUUUUUUUUCUUUUUUUUUUUUUUACUACGAAUUACGGAGAUGUCGGGAGCGAGCUUCGAUUUGUAUGAAAGAACAAAUACACUAGACUUUUGACAAAUAAUUUUAAUUAGAAAUCUCUAAUACAGAAUUUCAUUGGUGUCUGUGCAGGCAUGUUAAUAAGAUGCACCUUAUUUUGUUACGAUAUGGAUAGAUGAUAGUUUAUCGUGUGCCACAAAUAGUAUAUCAAAAGCUCUAAAUAACGCCGGAUGACAGACAUAUUUAUGCUUGUAUGUUCUAAAGGUUUUGCGGAAAUCCCCUCCAUUUAGUUUGACUUGUUUAAGUUUAUAUACGUAUACCGCACAGAUAUACACAAAUAGUCAGCAGUAACCUUUUUACACACACCGUGUCCAGGUUCAUGUCCGCUAAGGACAUGAUGCGACCGUCUUAGACACGUAUGAACUAUGAUAGAUCGGUAUUAAUCGAGACCUUAGCAUUGCAAAUACUGUACGCGAACCCGUACGAUACUACACACACGCACGCGGGCGCAGGCGAUUGUUCUGAAGCUCAGACUUUGGUCGUUGCGCGUGAUGAAAUUUCAGCAGUGCUCGUAAUGGAAGGAUCUUCCAUCAUGAAUUAAGUACACCAUACACACACACACACACACACACACACACAUAUAUAUAUAUAUAUAUAUAUAUAUAUAUAUAUAUAUAUAUAUAUAUAUAUAUAUAUAUAUAUAUAUAUAUAUAUAUA
Messenger RNA from Hemibagrus wyckioides, 5923 nucleotides. RefSeq names its product family with sequence similarity 120 member C (gene fam120c). The transcript is spliced from 16 exons. Bases 1 to 3168 code for a protein of 1055 amino acids. NCBI's taxonomy places the organism in Eukaryota, Metazoa, Chordata, Actinopteri, Siluriformes, Bagridae. Gene Ontology annotation, cellular component: nucleus. The record is from RefSeq and is a predicted model, not a curated record.